CACAUCAAGAGGCUAGAAAGUCAUGACAAAUAUCAAAUAUAUGUCUUCUUGACGAAAGCAGAAAUAAUAAACAAAGCCAUGAAACCCCAAAGUUGAAAACACAAAGCCAUAGUUACAUCCACUGUAAGAAAAACAUUUAGUUGCUCAAGAGGAGGAAAGUGAAAUAAUGAGCAGCAACAACAAUAAUUCUGCUCCAUCAUCUGGCUCUUGGCGAACUGGUGUUAGAUUCUCUGGUUAUCACAUUCCCACCAACAGGGACUCUUUCGAGGUGCCUGCUUCCUCCCAAUCUCCUUCUACGCGUACCACUCCGCGUCAGAUGACACCAAGUCCAUUGAAUCCUUUGUGGUAUAUGGCAGAUAGAAGGCAAGCAGGGCUCUACAGCAUACCUGAAAGUGACUCUUACGAGGUGCCAGUGUUCUACCAAGCUUCUUCGAGACAUGCCACUCCUGAUGAAAGGACAUCAAAUGUAGUGAAUCAUCUUCAGUUUCUGGAAGACAGUUUUCCAGCACAACCGGACAUUCUCAAUGGAGAUACAGGAAGGGGAUUCAACCGCAGGCUCAGAGAAACUCACCAGGCAUCAGUCCCGCCUCGAAGAUCCACACGCCAAUCAAACGCACAAGCUCCAACGGCACCAGAAAAUCCCAGAUGUAGAGCCUUGAGCAAGCUCAGGAAAGAAAUCUACGAGCCCAAUAUUCCAACUUCAAAGAUGCUAGCAAAGAAAUUGAGCUUCUACUACAGAGACAAUAAAGGUGUGAAUGCUUUGAAGGAGAUGGAGAACAAGCAAAAGAACGAAGACAGAAAGAGUUGCGCGGUGUGCCUGGAGGAUUUCGUGCCCAAACAGGAGGUAAUGGUGACGCCGUGCAAACACAUGUUUCACGAGGAUUGUAUAAUGCCAUGGCUGAGAAGCCAAGGUCAGUGUCCGAUAUGUAGAUUCGUGAUCUGCGAGAAAGAGAGGGAGAACGAUGUUGGCACCAGUUACCUAAUUGCAGGGGAUCUUCUGUCUAUUGUGAGGGCCAUGGAAGAAGCCUUCCGAUUGGAUCCCGAGACGCUCUGA
Messenger RNA from Prosopis cineraria, 1054 nucleotides. RefSeq names its product E3 ubiquitin-protein ligase At3g02290-like. Gene Ontology annotation, molecular function: ubiquitin protein ligase activity. The record is from RefSeq and is a predicted model, not a curated record. Bases 167 to 1054 code for a protein of 295 amino acids. Gene Ontology annotation, biological process: ubiquitin-dependent protein catabolic process. The transcript is spliced from 5 exons. NCBI's taxonomy places the organism in Eukaryota, Viridiplantae, Streptophyta, Magnoliopsida, Fabales, Fabaceae.